Molecule: messenger RNA, 547 nt
Organism: Solanum verrucosum
Lineage: Eukaryota; Viridiplantae; Streptophyta; Magnoliopsida; Solanales; Solanaceae
Product: serine/threonine-protein kinase Aurora-3-like
Exons: 4
Coding region: 35-547 (170 amino acids)
Biological process (GO): regulation of cytokinesis; protein phosphorylation; mitotic spindle organization
Cellular component (GO): spindle microtubule; chromosome passenger complex; spindle pole centrosome
Molecular function (GO): protein kinase activity; ATP binding
Source: RefSeq, a predicted model, not a curated record
CCCAAAUUGAAUUUCUUCAAAAUCAUUUGCAGAAAUGGCUUCCAAAUCUCUAAAACCUCCAAAACAACCACCAAAAAACCCUAAAAAACAAUGGUCACUCAACGAUUUCGAGAUCGGAAAACCCCUCGGAAAAGGCAAAUUCGGCCGUGUAUACCUCGCCCGCGAAGUUAAGAGUGGAUUUAUAGUGGCCUUGAAAGUCAUAUUCAAGGAGCAAAUAGAGAAAUACAGGCUGCAUCAUCAACUUAGGAGGGAAAUGGAGAUUCAAACCAGCCUUCGUCAUCCCAAUGUACUGAGGCUAUAUGGUUGGUUUCACGAUGAGGAGCGGAUUUACUUUAUUUUGGAGUAUGCUCAUGGCGGUGAGCUGUAUAGGGAGCUAAGGAAGACCGGUCGCCUGUCUGAGAAACAAGCUGCCAUAUAUAUUGCAAGUCUCACACAAGCACUAGCGUACUGUCAUGAGAAGCAUGUUAUUCACAGGGACAUAAAGCCAGAAAACCUGUUACUUGAUCAUGAGUUUGAACCGUCUACCCUUUCAUUUUGGCAACACUGA